CAGAAUCAUUGGGUCAGCGGUAAUCUUCACUUUUCAAAGAUGGCGGCUGUUAACACCAGCAACUUUCCAAUUCACGGGCUUUUACCUAAGCGAGAAACGGGCGCUGAUAGAUUUUUGGCGAAGUAUCCUGAGUAUGAUGGUCGUGGAAUUGUAAUCGCUGUGUUUGAUACUGGAGUUGAUCCAGGAGCUCCCGGUUUACAAGAAACUCCUGAUGGACGACGAAAAAUAAUUGAUUUAAUUGAUGCCAGUGGGAGUGGUGAUGUUGAUACCUCAACAGUCGCUGAGGCUAUUGAUGGCUGUGUGACAGGACUUACAGGAAGGAAACUAAGGAUUCCAGAUGACUGGGAGAAUCCCUCAGGCAAGUUUUUCAUUGGUGUGAGGAGUGCUUACAGUUUGUUUCCAGCAAAGCUGAGAGAGAGACGAGUGAAAGAAAGACGUGAGAAGCUCUGGGACCCACCUCACCAGGUGUGCAUCGCAGAGGCAGCAAGGAGGCUUGAUCAAUGGGAUACAGAACAUCCAAAUCCUUCAGUGCACAAGAAGUUAAUCAGAGAAGACCUUCAAGCUCAAGUAGAGAUCCUUGCCAGUCUUGAAAAGAAUUACUCUGACACUGGUCCUGUUUUUGACUGUAUGGUGUUUCAUGAUGGACACACUUGGAGAGCUUGUGUUGACACAUCUGAGAGUGGAGACUUAGCCAGCUGUACUCUUCUGGCCAAUUACCGAGAAUCUGGACAGUAUGCCACAUUUGGAAAAGAAGAUUUGUUCAACUACAGUAUCACUGUUUACGAAGAAGGCAAAAUACUGUCAAUAGUAGCAAAUGGAGGUACUCAUGGCACCCAUGUGGCUAGCAUAGCAGCAGGGUAUUGUCCAGAUGAUCCAGCACUGACAGGCAUUGCUCCUGGUGCUCAGAUUCUCUCAGUUAAAAUUGGUGAUUCAAGAUUAAAAACCAUGGAAACUGGAGCCUCCAUGAUAAGAGGAUUGAUUGCAGUUCAUCAGUACAAAUGUGAUCUUAUAAAUAUGAGCUACGGAGAAGCAAGUCAUUGGCCAAAUUCAGGACGAAUAAUAGAACUCAUGAAUGAACUUGUGGACAAACACAAAGUGAUAUUUGUGUCCAGCGCUGGUAACAAUGGCCCAGCUCUAUCCACAGUUGGAUGUCCAGGGGGCACUGCAGAGUCUCUUAUAGGUGUUGGAGCUUAUGUAUCACCAGACAUGAUGGCUGCUGAGUAUUCUAUGUUGGAAAAACUUCCCGGAAAUCAAUAUACAUGGUCCUCAAGGGGUCCAACCACAGAUGGCUCAUUAGGUGUGAAUAUCAGCGCACCGGGCGGAGCAAUAGCUGCUGUCCCCAACUGGACGCUGAGAGGAACACAACUGAUGAAUGGAACAUCAAUGUCUUCACCUAAUGCUUGUGGAGGAGUUGCUCUCCUGCUAUCGGGUCUCAAAGCAAAUGAUAUUGCCUAUUCUCCGCACAGCAUUCGUAGAGCAUUGGAAAAUACUGCCCUUCAUGUGGAAGGACUUGAUAGACUCACCUUAGGACAUGGCCUCUUACAGGUCGACAAAGCGUUUGACUUUUGUCGAGAAUUUUCAAGAGUUCCAGAAAGAGAUGUUAGAUUUCAGAUUUCUUGUUCUUCUGGCAAGAGAGGAAUUUAUCUUCGUGAAUCCAGUCAGCUGUGUAAACCCUUCUUUGACCAAGUGUCUGUGUCAACACAUUAUGAUGAAGAUGUUGCUAACGAUGACAGAUUAAACCUCAACCUCCGACUUAGUUUGGUCAGUUCAGUAUCGUGGGUGACUGUACCGGAUCAUUUUGUCCUCAUGAAUACAACGAAUACAGUGCGCAAUUUCUAUGUCAAGGUUGAUCCUCUGGGUUUGCCGCACGGGGCGCAUUAUGCUGAGGUGUCCGCUUACGACAUUAGCUGUCCACAGCGAGGACCGUUGUUCAGAGUUCCAAUAACAGUCAUUAAACCCAACAGUGUUAGCGAUGUGAACCAUUAUGUGUACGAGUUGGAAGACGUGAAGUUUAAACCCGGACAGGUGCAUAGGAGUUUUGUUCAUGUCCCGGAGGGAGCAACGUGGGCGGAAUUUUCAGCCUUGUCACUUGAAGAAGAAGUCUACGGACUCUUUAUUCUCCAUGCCGUUCAGUUGUCGCCUCUUUCGUCUUUUAAGGAACACGAGUUCCUCCAAUAUAUUCCCCUUUCAUCGCUGAGCGAGAAAACCUAUAGUUUCGCAGUAAAGGGAGGUGAGACGUUGGAGUUGUGCACAGCAAAAUGGUGGGCUAGCUUAGGAGAGUGUGCCGUCAAAAGAAGUGUCACGUUUCAUGGAGUUAAUCCCAGUGAAAAGAGCAUAACACUGCAAACGUCAAAGGUCUGCCGAGUGGAUGUUAAAACUGCUCUGAGGGAGGAACAAAUCAACCCAACUGUAUCGCUCAAGACACAUGCACAGCCAGUCAGACCUUCAGAAUACAAGAUCAACGCGCUUGGUUCGAGAGAUGUCUUGCCGAACGGAAGGCAAAUUUUUGCUUUAACUCUCACUUAUAAUUUUCACCAGUCCAAAGCGGGUGAAGUGAGUCCCAAUGCAACAUACCUGUCUGACUUGUUAUACGAAUCUGAAUACGAGUCUCAACUGUGGAUGAUUUUCGACUCUAACAAAAGGAUGCUGGGAAGCGGAGAUGCAUUUCCUGACCGGUACUCAGUCAAGUUAGAAAAGGGAGAUUACGUGCUGAAGCUUCAGGUUCGACAUGACAACAAGGAUCAACUUGAGAAAUUGAAAGACACCGUCAUCUUAAUAGAGCAGAAACUUUCGCCCGCUAUCACUCUAGACACACAUUCCUCACGUCUCGCCGCAAUGAAAUCUACCAAGUUCAAUUCAGGCAAUAAAAGGCCGGGCUCUUGUUGUCCUGUCUACAUAAUGCCUCCAGGAGAUGACAAGAUUCCCAAAGCUGCCAAAUCUGGGCACAUCCUGAAGGGAACAAUUUCUUACGUGAAAAGCGAGACUGUUAAAAAAGCGGUGAGAGGGAUUUAUUUUGAAUUUUCCUCGCAGUGCGCUUACCCAGUUCAGUACGUUGUUCCGGCCGCACCUAUUAAACAGAACAGCAAAGCAGCUACCACCAAACCGGUGGAAAAAGAGAUGAAACAACAGUUUGAGGAGGCAAUGAGAGACCUUAAAAUCUCUUGGAUACCAAAACUUGGUGAUGUAACUCUGUAUGACGAGCUUGCGGAGCAGUAUUCAGAUCAUUUACCGCUACAUGUAGCAAGACUCCAUUUCUUAGACAAUUCUAAAGUAUGACAGAUAUCAGAUGAUUUUAUGUUUUCAUACUCC
This is a messenger RNA of Pocillopora damicornis (cauliflower coral), 3309 nucleotides long. RefSeq names its product tripeptidyl-peptidase 2. Gene Ontology annotation, biological process: proteolysis. The record is from RefSeq and is a predicted model, not a curated record. Gene Ontology annotation, cellular component: cytosol. Gene Ontology annotation, molecular function: serine-type endopeptidase activity; tripeptidyl-peptidase activity. Lineage: Eukaryota; Metazoa; Cnidaria; Anthozoa; Scleractinia; Pocilloporidae.